AUGUCCAUGUCGGUAGAGGAACUGGACGCUACAGUCCGCGCCUUCUACGAGGGUAGAGGCGACACACAAAAGCAAGCUCAGGCGACCCUUAACCAGUUCAAGGAGAACCCAGACGCAUGGCUGCUAGUCGACAAGAUACUACAAGACGCCGCAUAUCCACAGACAAAGUGCAAGUUCCUCGCAUAUGGACUGUACUCAAGCGACGGGUCGCUAACAUGGGGCAGAUCUGGGCCUGCAAGCAUCCGAAACUUCGUCGUCAACUUCAUCAUCCAGAGCUCAAGCACCGAAGAGAGCCUGCGGAGUGAACGGACACUGAUCAACAAGCUCAAUCUCGUCCUCGUCUCCAUUCUCAAACAAGAAUGGCCUCACAACUGGCCGACGUUCAUCAACGAGAUCAUCUCCUCGUGCCAUAGCAGCUUGCCGAUUUGCGAGAACAACAUGGCCAUCCUCCGGCUGCUCUCGGAAGAAGUCUUCGAUUAUUCUGAGGAUCAAAUGACAUCCACAAAGAGGAAGGCAUUGAAGCAGAGCAUGUGCGACGAGUUCACCUCUAUCUACCAGCUGUGCUCCGAAGUGCUACGGACCGCUGUACAAGCCAGUCUCAUCAAGGCGACACUCGAGACACUGCUACGCUUCCUCAACUGGAUCCCCCUGGGGUACAUCUUUGAGACGCCUCCUAGUGGUACCAGUCUCAUUGAAACUCUAAGAAGUCGGUUUUUAGAGGUGCCGGACUUCCGCAACAUUACCCUGAAGUGCCUGACGGAGAUAGCCAGUCUCCACACUGAGCCGGCGUAUAAUGAGAAGCUCGUCCAGAUGUUCACGGAGACUCUGACUGCCAUAUCGAAGAUCAUCCCUCUCUCACUAGACUUGAGGACCACCUACGCUUCGAGUAACAGCAGGGAUCAGGAGUUCAUCCAGAAUCUAGCGCUCUUCCUUUGUAAUUUCUUCACCAUGCACCUUCCGAUCAUCGAGAAUCUCCCCAACCGUGACUUCCUCAACCACGGCCACUUUUACCUCAUCCGCAUUUCACAGAUUGAUGAUCGAGAGAUCUUCAAGAUUUGCUUGGAAUACUGGACGAAGCUUGUCCAGGAGCUGUAUGACGAGAUGCAACAACUGCCGAUUACCGACAUCAACCCUCUGCUCAACAUGGGCAUCGCGGGCAUGGCGAACGGAGCCGGCCAGGAUCCGAACAUGCUUGCUAACUAUCCGCUACGCAAGCACAAGUACGCCGAAGUCCUCUCAAACCUGCGACAAGUCAUGAUUGAGAAAAUGGUUCGGCCAGAAGAAGUGUUGAUCGUGGAGAACGACGAGGGAGAGAUUGUCCGCGAAUUCGUGAAAGAGAGCGAUACGAUCCAGCUCUACAAAUCGACGAGGGAAUGCCUAGUAUUCCUUACCCAUCUUGAUGUCCAGGACACAGAACAGAUCAUGUCCGAGAAGCUCGCACGACAAGUAGAUGGAUCGGAAUGGUCCUGGGCAAACUGCAACACUCUCUGCUGGGCUAUUGGCUCCAUCUCGGGCGCCAUGAACGAAGAGACCGAGAAGCGCUUCUUAGUAACCGUCAUCAAGGACCUCCUCGGCUUGACAGAGAUGAAGCGAGGCAAAGACAACAAGGCUAUCGUGGCCAGCAACAUCAUGUACAUCGUCGGCCAGUAUCCUCGUUUCCUCAAGGCCCACUGGAAGUUCCUAAAGACGGUAGUCAACAAGCUUUUCGAGUUUAUGCACGAGACCCACGAAGGUGUGCAGGACAUGGCUUGUGAUACCUUCAUCAAGAUAGCGAAUAAGUGUAGGCGGCAUUUCGUUGUCGUGCAGCCUGGCGAAACCGAACCCUUUAUUGACGAGAUCGUCCGGAAUCUGCGCAGGAUCACCAUGGAUUUGACACCGCAACAAAUUCACACAUUCUACGAAGCCUGCGGCUACAUGAUCAGUGCCCAAGGACAAAAGAAUGCACAAGAACGCCUCAUUCAAGAGCUCAUGUAUUUGCCGAAUCAAGCAUGGGACUCCAUCAUCCAAUCUGCCAACCAGGAUCCAAGCAUCCUCCAAGACGGCGAAACGAUCAAAGUUAUCGGCAACAUUAUGAAGACCAAUGUGGCGGCCUGCAGCUCAGUGGGCAGCUACUUCUAUCCGCAGAUUGGCCGGAUCUACAUGGACAUGUUGACGAUGUACCGCGCAAGCAGUUCGCUGAUCGAUGAGGCUGUCCAGCGCGAUGGCAACAUUGCUACGAAAAUGCCCAAGGUCCGUGGACUGAGGACCAUCAAGAAGGAGAUCCUGAAGCUUAUCAACACUUACGUGGACAAGGCCGACGAUCUUGAGAUGGUCCAUAACACCCUCGUACCUGGUCUUCUGGAGGCUGUGCUGCUCGACUACAAACGCAACGUGCCCGAUGCUCGCGAAGCCGAGGUGCUGAACGUCAUGACCACGAUCAUUAACAAGCUACAUAGCUUGAUGGAAGAUCAGAUCAUGAACAUUAUGGACAGCGUUUUUGACUGCACUUUGAACAUGAUCAACAAGGACUUCUCCGAGUACCCGGAACACAGGGUCGAGUUCUUCAAGCUCCUCCGCACGAUCAACCUGAGAUGCUUCCCUGCACUUCUCCGUCUGGAUGCACCAACCUUCAAAAACGUCAUCGACUCUUGCAUGUGGGCGAGUAAGCACGACAACCGCGAGGUCGAAGGCGCGGGCCUCAAUAUGUGCAUCGAGCUCAUCAGUAACAUGGCCGAGACGAACCCAGAGACAUGCAAUGCAUUCUUCCAGAACUUUUACCUGCCCAUCCUACAAGACGUGUUCUUCGUUCUCACGGACAGCGAUCACAAGGCCGGCUUCAAGAACCAGUCACUGCUGCUGGCGAAGAUGUUUUACCUGAUUGACUCGGGGAAGAUCCAGGGACCCAUCUACACACCUGACCUGGCACCGCCAGGCACACCAAACAAGGAAUUCCUCAUAGGCUUCAUCGGUAAUCUGCUCUCGAAAGCAUUCCCUAACCUCCAAAGCAACCAAAUCUCCAACUUCAUCGAAGGUCUUUUCGCGAACAACACAGAUCUGAACAGGUUCAAGCUCAUCCUCCGAGACUUCUUGAUUUCGCUCAAGGAGUUCUCCGGCGACAAUGCCGAGCUCUUCGCCGAAGAGCGCGAACAGGCCGCCACGGCUGCGAAGGUGCAAGAGCGCGAGCGCGCCAUGAAGGUUGGCGGAUUGCUCAAGCCGUCGGAGAUGGAUGACGAUGAGCUAUGA
Molecule: messenger RNA, 3222 nt
Organism: Coniosporium apollinis CBS 100218
Lineage: Eukaryota; Fungi; Ascomycota; Dothideomycetes
Product: exportin-1
Exons: 8
Coding region: 1-3222 (1073 amino acids)
Biological process (GO): ribosomal large subunit export from nucleus; protein export from nucleus; ribosomal small subunit export from nucleus
Cellular component (GO): cytoplasm; nucleus
Molecular function (GO): nuclear export signal receptor activity
Source: RefSeq, a predicted model, not a curated record